Messenger RNA from Orcinus orca (killer whale), 3969 nucleotides. RefSeq names its product FGGY carbohydrate kinase domain containing (gene FGGY). Gene Ontology annotation, molecular function: phosphotransferase activity, alcohol group as acceptor; kinase activity. The transcript has 17 exons. The record is from RefSeq and is a predicted model, not a curated record. Gene Ontology annotation, biological process: carbohydrate metabolic process. Bases 146 to 1807 code for a protein of 553 amino acids. Lineage: Eukaryota; Metazoa; Chordata; Mammalia; Artiodactyla; Delphinidae.
GGCCGUGGACGGCGGGGGCGCGGGCGGGGCCGCGCGGAGGGCGGGUCGGACCGCCCAACCGAGGCUUGGUGCGGCUCCGCGCGGUUAUCGGCAGGGCCACGCUAGCUAAAAUGUAAUUUCAGAUUGGAAAAGUGGAGGGACGGCAAUGCUCGGCGGAGAUCAGGAACUCGGGAGCUACUACGUGGGUGUGGACGUGGGGACAGGCAGUGUCCGUGCAGCUCUGGUGGACCAGAGGGGUAUCCUCUUGGCUUUCGCAGACCAGCCAAUCAACCAGUGGGAGCCUCAGUUCAACCACCACGAGCAGUCCUCCGAGGACAUCUGGGUUGCGUGCUGCAUCGUCACAAAGAAAGUUGUACAAGGGAUUGAUUUAAACCAAAUUCGAGGGCUUGGGUUUGAUGCCACGUGUUCUCUGGUUGUUUUGGAUAAGCAGUUUCAUCCUUUACCAGUGAAUCAUGAAGGGGAUUCUCAUCGAAACAUCAUCAUGUGGCUGGACCACCGGGCGGUCAAUCAGGUCCACAGGAUCAACGAAACCAAGCACAGUGUCCUGCAGUACGUUGGGGGCGUGAUGUCUGUGGAAAUGCAGGCCCCGAAGCUUCUGUGGCUAAAAGAGAACUUGAGAGAGACUUGCUGGGAUAAGGCGGGACAUUUCUUUGAUCUCCCAGACUUCUUAUCGUGGAAGGCAACAGGUGUCACAGCACGGUCUCUCUGCUCCCUGGUGUGCAAAUGGACAUACUCUGCAGAGAAAGGCUGGGAUGACAGUUUCUGGAAGAUGGUUGGUUUGGAAGACUUGGUUGCAGAUAAUUACAGCAAAAUAGGAAACCAAGUGCUGCCUCCUGGAACUUCUCUUGGAAAUGGGCUCACACCAGAGGCAGCAAAGGACCUUGGCCUUCCUGCUGGAAUUGCAGUGGCAGCUUCACUAAUUGAUGCCCAUGCAGGAGGACUAGGAGUGAUUGGAGCAGAUGUGAGGGGGCAUGGCCUCGCCUGUGAGGGACAGCCGGUGACGUCGCGGCUGGCUAUCAUCUGUGGAACAUCUUCUUGUCACAUGGGGAUCAGCAAAAACCCGAUCUUUGUACCAGGAGUCUGGGGCCCUUAUUUCUCAGCCAUGGUCCCUGGGUUCUGGCUGAAUGAAGGUGGCCAGAGCGUUACUGGAAAAUUGAUAGAUCACAUGGUACAGGGCCAUGCUGCCUUCCCAGAACUACAAGCCAAGGCCACAGCCAGAUGCCAGAGUAUAUAUGCAUAUUUGAACAGUCACCUGGAUCUGAUUAAGAAGACUCAGCCCGUGGGUUUCCUCACUGUUGAUUUACAUGUUUGGCCAGAUUUCCAUGGCAACCGGUCUCCCUUAGCAGAUCUGACACUAAAGGGCAUGGUCACCGGAUUGAAACUAUCUCAGGACCUCGAUGAUCUUGCCAUUCUCUACCUGGCCACAGUUCAAGCCAUUGCUUUCGGGACGCGCCUCAUUAUAGAGGCCAUGGAGUCAGCAGGGCACUCGAUCAGCACCCUUUUCCUCUGUGGGGGCCUCGGCAAGAACCCCCUUUUUGUGCAAAUGCAUGCGGACAUUACCGGCAUGCCUGUGGUCCUGUCGCAAGAGGUGGAGUCUGUUCUCGUGGGUGCUGCUAUUCUGGGGGCCUGUGCCUCGGGGGAUUUCGCUUCUGUACAGGAGGCAAUGGCAAGAAUGAGCAAAGUUGGGAAAGUUGUGUUUCCUAGACGUGAGGAUAAAAGGGUCUUGCCAGGAAACUUCUGGGAGCUUAUGAAAUCUACAGGAAAUGUACAUUCAUCAGUGACAGAGAUGACUUCACCCUUAAUUUGAACUUGCACUUCUUCAUUGAAACCCUAGAAUAAUCUCUUUUUGGGCAACCCAACAGGUUAGUAAUAACAUCACUUGUAAAUACUGAACUAAAAUGCAUUAAAAAGCAGUAUCAUUAAGUGAUAUAAAAUCACUUAAGUCUAUAAAAGCCCCAGAAGCAAAAUUCUCAGUGUCAUGCACAGUCUCCAAAUGAACAUUAAUUUCAUAACAGGAGUGAAAUUAUUCCCUUUUAUACACAGUGGAAAGUAGUCCACAUCCUUUAUCCCCUUUCUCCAGUUUCUUUCUCAAUAGUCACCAUGGCUGAAAAUACCUGUGGGGAUGAAGUUUGUCCUAAUCCCAUCACCUAAAAGUUCAGAUCUACUGAGUGCCCAAGUCAAUUCUGUCCAAGAUUGUCUCUUUGGCAAAGCCUAAAACUCACCCAUGGUUAGUGUUUGGGAUUGGUCUUGCUUCCCUAAACCCAGUACAGUAUUUAACAGAGCUAGGCACUUGCACUGACUGUGAUCACAGGUCUGAGAACUAGAAGCUGUUUUAAAAUGUCAAUUUUUGUCAUCAUCUCUCUUCCCUACCUAGGGUUUGUAAAUCCCCUUGCCCAGGGCCUGGGCAUUCUUAUUUCAAAAUAUCUCCCAGAUUCUGAAAACUGUUACAAUCUAGAUAUGUCUCUUGUUGCAUUUAACUGACUGUGGAUCUCGAUGCUGAUCGGAUGUUGGAUCUUCUGUGUGGGGGAAUGCUUCAGGAAUGAAUGCUUUGCUGGCAAGGUCCACUGGAUUGUCUGCUGCUGAUAUGGUGACUCUUCUAGAAUGGCUGCUCUUUUUGAAUGUCUAGUUCCAUGCCUGUCCAGGCCAGGGUUUUCUUCUAGCUGGUGAACACCCUCAGCCAUCCAGGGUAUCUACAUAUCAGCAGAGAAAACCUUAGACUUCUCCAUUUUUUCACUCCAUGGUUUGAGUGUGCAAGACAUAGAUUUCCUCUUUACAAGAGAGCCUACUACAAUUCUUUUUAAGGUACUUAAUCAGGGAUUUUCUCCUUUUAUCAUGUAUCCAUCCACUUAGAGUCCAAUUCAGAGCUUAAAAUCUCAUCCUGACCUCGUCUUUCUCUUAAAUUUUUUUUGGCUUAUUUUAAAAAGGUAAUAUUAGUUCAUUUUGGUAAAAUAGGAAAAUGAAAAAAAAUAAUCACAGUGAAUAACCUCUACAAACAUUUUAAUAUAUCUUCUUUCAGUUUUUUUAAUGAGUGCAAACACACACACACACCUUAAGAUAUACACACAGUGUAAAUAAUAGUUAAAAUAGAUUGAGCAACUAUUAUGAGCUAGGAAUUCUGUUAGGCAUUUUAUAUGCAUUUGGUCUUCACAGCAACCAUAAGAGAAAAUGUGGAGCAAAUUGCUGUUUUUGUUUUUGUCUGCAGGCAUCCAGCUCCCCUACUCCAUCCACAUGGGGCAACCACCCCAUGAUUUCAACUUGGGUCUGCAGACCUGGUGGGGCAGCCAGUCGAGGUCCUUUGUCUUCUUCUGGCAAAGGGUUGGAUACAUAUCCCUGAUAGACCCAUCAGAUGCCCUUCCUGCAACUUGAAUCUUGAACAGAGUGACUCAGAAAGACUUACAACCAUUUUAUCAUAUUCAUCUGGGUGGUGCUCUCCUGAAAAGACUUCUUAUAAUUUUUGCUACCUCGAUCUGAUGAGCUGCUCUGGGACUUGCCCUUUCCCAUGCAGAGUUCUUCAAAUUUUUCUCCGAAUCUGUGAGAUUUUCUACACUUGCAAUAACAUUGUUUUCUUUAUAGUUACCAGGUUUGAUUUCACCCACUUACCACCAAAAAAAUCCCUAAGCAAUAUACACAUGUACAGAAAUAUACAAGUAUUAUUCAAGUUUACAGAUGAUAAGAUCACUACAGAAAUUUUCUAAAUUAUUGUAAAGUACAAAGAAGGUAAAACUUACCAAUUAUUCCAAAACCUAGAUAUUAUCAUUAUUACUAUUCACAUUUUUGUUUAUUUCCUUUAGUCUCUCCUCUCUCUGUGUAUAUAUACAUACAUAUAUACACACACAUGUGUCCACAGAUAUGUCUAUAUAUAUACAGAGAGAGAAAUCCAUACUGUAUGUACAGAUUUGUAUCAUCACUUUUUAAUUUUAAUAUUAUUUUGUAAGCAUUUUCCUGAGUAAUUAAACUUCUUUCAAACUA